Molecule: messenger RNA, 387 nt
Organism: Aspergillus oryzae RIB40
Lineage: Eukaryota; Fungi; Ascomycota; Eurotiomycetes; Eurotiales; Aspergillaceae
Source: RefSeq, a predicted model, not a curated record
AUGAAAACGAUUGAUUACCGUGGUGAUACACGUACUAGUAAGGUAAUUUAUUUUUGUCGUAGCAAGGAGGGACCACCCCGGUCUCAGGUCCACCGUCCUCGGGCCACGACUCCUUUCUUGCGCUCCUGGAAAGCCAAUCCUUCCUUCCCUCUUCUGACGCUUUUCUUCGCCAUCCCAGUCUCUCCUUCUCUUCCUCUCCUUUCCUCUCUUUUCUUGUUGUGUCAAAACGUGCCUACCCAAUCUGUGCACAUCCUUUCGCUGAAGGAACCAUCAUCAAACCGCUUCUCUUUCGUUGAAGCUCUAUCUUUCUUCCACUCGUUUAUUUAUCUUUGGAUCCCACCCCUCUUUCAACUCUUUGCGACUUUGCGCUACUGUUAUCUGGGCUAA